Molecule: messenger RNA, 3249 nt
Organism: Heterostelium album PN500
Lineage: Eukaryota; Evosea; Eumycetozoa; Acytosteliales; Acytosteliaceae
Product: myotubularin family protein
Exons: 5
Coding region: 1-3249 (1082 amino acids)
Biological process (GO): dephosphorylation
Molecular function (GO): phosphatase activity
Source: RefSeq, a predicted model, not a curated record
AUGGAAGAAACACAAACUAUAGUUGAGGAAUCUAGUAGUAGAAUUCAAUCUCAGAUGGUUGAGAAUUUCAAUUUGUUACCAGGCGAAGUAGUAUUACUCCAAACAUCGAAUGUAGUACAUCUUUCGCAAAUUGAUAAUACUCAUCGUAUUGGUAUUCUAUACCAAACGAAUUACCAAUUCUUUUUGGUUGAAGAUACAAAAAAGGAAUUAACAAUGAGUAUACCAUAUGGUUUGGUUAUGGAAAUUAAAAAAUUGAAAGGACAUGUAAUUGUGAAAUAUAAAGAUGGUGCUUUAGAAGAUAUGGCUUUGGAAAAAGAUGAAUCAAAUGGACAAUCUUCAUCUCAGACAACAUCACCGACUACAACGACGACAACGACAACAACUACAACAACAACUACAGCAAUAGCCACUUCUUCGAAUAAAAAGGAAAAGGAAAACUCAAAGGAUAAAGAUAGAAUACCAAGAUCAGUAUCAAACUCCUCAAAUGUUUCGAAUGUAUCCGAUUCCACUUGGUAUUCUAACGGAGUCUCUGAGAAAGCAUUGAUUCUCGAGAUUCGUUGUAAGGACUUCAACAUCGUGAGGAUCUGUUUGCCAUCGAGUGAACGUGGUCAAGAAGCACACCAAAAUCUGAUGAAAUUUUCUUUCCCCAACGAACAGACCACCACAUUCUUUGCUCAUGUUUACAAUCCAUUCAAGAGUACACUGUCUUUCAAUGGAUGGACCAUGUACGAUGCCAUCGAGGAGUACAAUCGCCAGGGUCUAUUGGCAACCGGUAGUGAAUGGCGCCUUACAAAAAUCAAUAUGAAAUUCGACAUUUGUAAUACAUACCCACAAUAUUUAAUUAUUCCCUGUACAAUAUCAGACUAUUUAAUUCAAAAGAGUUCACAAUUCCGAAGUAAGAACCGAUUCCCUGUGUGCACCUGGCGACACAGAUACACGCAUGCCUCGCUGUCUCGUUGUGCCCAGCCACUCAAUGGUCUUGGAAAGAACAACCGGUGUGAGGAGGACGAGCUGCUCAUCCAAGCCAUCAGGAAAAGCACACCGGCAUCGGCACCUGUUAUUAUGGCACAAUCAGCCAAUCAACAAGCUGUACCCCAACCACCUGCACAGCUCUCAGUUCCAGCCAGCAGUACCAACCACCACCAAUCGAUCCAAUCACUCCAAACAACUCAACCGCAACAGCCACUGUAUAUAUUCGAUGUGCGUCCGAAAUCGACUGCCAGCUCGACUUUCUCUGGAACUUCCACUGAGGACAUGGUCAACUACUCCAACUGCAUACUAGAGUUUGGAGGAUUGUCAAACAUCCAUGAAUUAAGAGAAUGUUCCACCAAGCUCUAUAAAGUCAUUCGCAAUUGGGAUGACAAGAAGAGUUGGUCAGAAGUUAAUUCUACAUGUUGGCUCAACCAAAUUUCCAAACUCCUUCAGGCAUCGAGAAGAAUCCUCCAUAUUCUCCAUGUAGAAGGACUGUCGGUUGUGAUACACUGUACCGAUGGAUGGGAUCGUACACCACAACUAAUGAGCAUUGUACAGGUCUUGGCCGAUCCAUACUAUAGAACCAUGAAGGGUUUCAUUACACUUAUUUCAAAAGAAUGGAUUUCUUUUGGACAUAAAUUCAUGACAAGAAAUGGUACUCUUACCUCACAAUCUAAUAAACAAACAUCACCAGUAUUCCUUCAGUUUAUGGAUUGUAUGUGGCAGUUAACAAGACAGUUCCCAACUUCCUUUGAAUUCACAGAUCAAUUCCUAAUGACCAUUAUUCAUCAUUUGAAUUCAAAUCUAUUUGGUACAUUCCUGUAUGAUAGUGAUAAAGAGAGAGUAACACAAAUGAUACCAGCUGAAACAGUAUCACUAUGGACAUUCCUUCAUGGUUGUAUAAAGGAAGGUAAUUUUAGAAAUCCUUUAUAUGUUGAAACCACUGACAAUGAACCAAGUAUGGGUAGUGGUGAAUUUGUUAUUAAAAAGAACUAUGACAAUGCCAACGUAUUGUUCCCAAAUGUCCAGGGUGUUCAAUUGUGGACUGAUUUCUACUUAAAAUGGCGUGACCCACUGAAAUCUAGUAGAAAAUCAAUGGCAUUGGUUGAUCGUGCUCUCUGCGUUCACGGAUUCAAUGGUGAUUUGCUCGCUGUCCAAAAGAAGAAGAAAGGAUCGAGACGCUCUCACCGUCGCUCCAGUAACAAGAGCAACUCUCUUACUUCAUCGGAAUCCUUCAAUAAGAAUCAGAAAGAAAAGGAUGGAUCCGCUCAUCACCAACAUAAAGAUAAAGAAAAGACCAAGAAAUCCAGAAAGAGUAACAGCAAUGUCGCAGAGGAACUAACCAAAUCCGUUGAGGAAAUAGAGGUUCAAGCCGCCAAACGAGUAGAAAUACCAAAGAUUGCAUUCGAUAAUCUACAUGAUUCCGUUAUUGUAGAGCCUGAUCUUCCAGAAGUUACCAUAACAACUACCACCACUACAACCACUGCUGUGACAAAUAGCCAAACUCCUGAGCAACUUGUAGAUUCCAAUCCAAACGAGAGUGCAACUCCAACCUCUGUUAGAUCGCCACCAAACGAGGACGAUAGCAGCAACGAACUAGGAGAAACCAGACAACGUAGACACAGCACAUCCAACUCCAGUCCCGGCAAACACAAUCCAUUGGUCGAUAGCUUCAAAGAGACAAUGUCGCCAAGAGUAGAUCUCAUUCCAACAUCACCAAAACAACAGUUGGACGGUGGUAGCAAUAAUACUGACACUGAGAAACUAGAGGCUAACAAUUCUGUUCCAAGCUAUUUGGUGACAUCGCCAAAAGCUGAAAAGGAUCGAGAGCAACUGAAGGAGCAGAGAAGGGCAAAGAAGGAGCAACGCGAGAAGGAGAAGGCCGAGAAGAAAGCUCGCAAAGAGAAGAAACGUCAAGAAAAGAAAGAGAAAGUCGAGAAACUUACUCCCGACAUCACAGUGGUGCUGCACAACAGUGGUAGCAAGUCAAAGGCAAUCUCUCUUACACUACCGGCACGUGGACCAAAGAGCAGCAGAAUCUCGAUAUUCUCUACUGCUACACCACCAAGUCCAAACACGAUCAACGCAAUCAACAACAACAACAACUUGUCAUCGCCAAACCUAGCAGACCAACAGCAACACCAGUCACCACAGCAAUCAGCAGUAACCCCGCCACCCGUAGACAACAUCGGUGGAACCUCACAUCCUACGUCACCACAACACUCCUCUUCACUUUCUAAAUUGUUUAAAAACUUUAGAGGAACUAAAACCCAAUAA